AUGGCGGACAGUUGUUUGGGACCCCCGAUUACCAAGUCCUCUUCCCCUCUUCUCCUCCACUCUCCUCCUCCUUCUCCUACUACUAAACUUCUCUUCCAUUUUUUCCCUUCGUCUUCUUCAUUUCCUAAGACAAAACCAAAACCCCUUGUUCUAUCCAUGGCUUCCAUUCAAUGCCGUUGCUCUUCCUCUUCAAUUUCAAAUUCAAGCCCUAGGCCCUCCCAACCCUCCCUCCUCGUCUUCUCAGGUGGUACGGCUUUUAAUGGCGUUGUGGAAGAGCUGAAGAGAUUAACAACGCGUGUUGCUCACGUUCUCCCUGUUUCUGAUGAUGGUGGCAGCACUGCUGAGAUUGUCCGCGUGCUCGGUGGUCCUGCUGUUGGAGAUAUUCGGUCGAGAUGUUUAAGACUGUCUGAUCAAAGUACUGCUGAAGCUCUUGCUGUCAGAAGAUUGCUUGGGCAUCGUUUACCUCUUCAUGCCCAAGAAGCCAAAUCCGAAUGGUUCUGUCCUGAAUUUCUCUUGUUUUACUUGCUAGGUAUAAUAUUGUACAAGGAGAGCAUUCUUUAUGGGAAGGCGUAUCAAGACCAUACAAUGAAACAAUUCGAGCUUUUCUUGUUUAUUUCCAAAAUGAGAUCCUGCGGCGUCCCAAUGAAUCAUUUUGCUUUAGUAAUGGCAGAUAUCCCAGCAGAAAGUCUGGUUCUUCCAGUCAUCUCAACGAAUGACAGGCUUACAUUAGGAUGUGAAUUAUGGGAUGGCACUGUUAUUCGAGGUCAGAAUGAGAUUUCACAUCCAACCAAUGGCUCCAUGCAACCCAUUGAUAAGAGAUGUUCUUCGGUCCCAGCACUUCCUUCAAGAAUAAAGAGGGUUUUCUAUAUGUCAAGUGAGGGUGGAAACUCACUCCAUGAGGUCUUCCCCACGGUAAAUCCGUCAGUCUUGGACCAAUUGAGUAGCGUGGACUGUAUUGUUUAUGCAAUGGGAUCCCUCUUUACUUCCAUCUGCCCAUCAUUGGUGUUGCGUGGGAUUGGAGAAAUUAUCUCUUCCAGGAACUGCCCUAAGGUACUUUUGUUGAAUGGUACACAUGAUCGGGAGACAAGCGACUUUUCUGCUUCUGGCUUUGUAACUGCCAUAACAGAUGCCCUAAAUCGAAAAUAUGGAGAUCCUGAUUCUUGCUUGGAAAACUUUCCAAACAAGUAUAUCAAUACUCUUUUAGUUCCCAAAGAUGGUGAAAUUCCCAUUGAUGUGCAAUGCUUGUCUUCCCAAGGGAUCUUUGAUGUGUACAUACGAGGAAGCAUCAACAGUAUGGGAGCCUCAAAAGGAGUCCUAGCAUUUGUUAGUGGAACUAGUAAAGAGCUGUACAAAAUGACCGUAGAUGUACCUCUGGCUUGA
This is a messenger RNA of Dovyalis caffra, 1380 nucleotides long. The record is from the annotation of a GenBank genome assembly. Lineage: Eukaryota; Viridiplantae; Streptophyta; Magnoliopsida; Malpighiales; Salicaceae.